AUGUCCAGACCCAGUGUCCCGACGCAGGGAUCGCAUGUCUCGAAAGCGCGGAGAGCCGAAGGAGCCAUAGCUACCGCGACCUCUCAAAAGGCGGCACUCGAGGCCGCCAUCGAUGCCGCUGAACAUUAUAUGCGAGCUUUGAACCUUGCCUCGCUGGAGGACAAAAAAAUCCUCGAUUCUAAAUGUAAGGAGCUCCUCACGCGGGCUGAAAAGAUCAAAGCCGCGGAGGACUGGCAAUCGGCUGCCCGCGCAAGAAGCAUUACCGGUCUGCGGGCCCCCGCGUCCAAGCGGAAACUCACCACCCGUGAGGAAAUCAUUAUUUUAGAGGGCGCGAAGCUCAAUGGCUUCAUUUUCCCACCAUGGAAAAGUUCGCCAUCCCCACAAGAAUUUGUGAUCGAUGGUGGGCCGUUCACGGAUUCGCCUGAUCUGCACCUCUCCGAGUGCCAGCAUGAUAUUUUCGCAGGAUGGAGGAGGCCAGCAGAUUUGCUUCGUACAAGACACAAAGCAGACCAAUCCCAUCCAGUUGAACCGGUUAUGGCAGUGACGAAAACAACCGAUCUGGUACAAGACGUCCUGACCGAUUGCUCCGUGGUCGCCAGUCUUUGCGCAACGACUUCACGAUCCGAGCGUGGUCUGGGUAUGCACGCCUCCCCAGUGGUGUAUCCAUGCGAAAAUGACUCCACUGUACCGAAGCUUUCGCCAUCCGGAAAAUACAUUUUUUCUUUCUACUUCAACGGAUGCUUUCGGAAAGUGGUCAUCGACGACCGACUGCCAUCCUCCAAUACUGCAAGAUCAUUGCACGUCAUUGACCGCAACAACCCCAAUUUUUUGUGGCCAGCCCUGGUAGAGAAGGCCUAUCUCAAGAUUCGUGGCGGUUAUGACUUUCCUGGAAGCAACUCAGGGACAGAUCUUUGGGUACUGACAGGAUGGAUUCCCGAGCAAGUUUUCCUGCACCAUGAUGAUGCUACCUCUGAUGAGAUUUGGGGGCGGGUGUACCCGUCGUUUUCCAAUGGCGACGUCGUGUUGACGAUCGGAACAGGCAAGCUGACCGAGUUAGAACAACAAGGUCUGGGCUUGGUCAGUGAGCAUGAUUAUGCAAUUCUACAUAUGAAAGAAGCAAAUGGACGUCGCCAGUUCUUAUUGAAAAACCCAUGGGCGGGGGCUGAGCCGACCGUGCAGAGUAGAAGCCCUGAUCCGUCGGAAUCAUCAAGUCCACCCUCGCCUCUAUCACCAGGAACGUUCUGGAUGGACUGCGAACAGGUGUUGCAGAAUUUCGAGCAUCUCUACCUUAAUUGGAAUCCUGGCCUGUUCAAGCAUCGUGAGGAUAUACAUUUCACCUGGGAUCUAUCACAGGGCCGCGUUAUUGCUGGAUGCUUCGUCAAGAACCCGCAAUUUUCAAUAUACAGUGAAACUGGAGGUAAAGUCUGGCUUCUCCUAGGAAAGCAUUUCAAGAACGCCGAUCACCAUACCUUCGAGGGCAAGGAGUCGCAACAUGAACAGGGAUUCAUCAGCAUCUACAUAUUCAAGGCAGAUGGCAAGAGAGUCUCCCUCAGCGAUGGAGCACUUCAUCGUGGACCAUAUGUGGACUCCCCGAAUACCCUCAUGAGAUUAGACAUGCCUCCGAGGACAAUCUAUACGGUGGUCGUCUCGGAACAAUCGCUACCAUCCUCCAGUCAAAACUUCACACUCUCUGCGCUAUCAAAUUCUCCUGUGUCACUCGCACCCUCAAGGGACAAGUAUACGUGUCUCAAUAAAGCAAGUGGCUGCUGGACUGCCUUGACUGCUGGCGGCAACGCAGAGUCGGCUCGGUACUCGUCAAAUCCACAGUUCAGUCUCCAGAUUUCGGAAAGGACGGAUGUCUCCAUCGUCCUCGAAUCCAAUAGUUCCGAACUUGCAACCCACGUCAAAAUCUUCUGGUCCAAUGGCCAGCGUAUCUCAAGAGUUCGCAGCCGAGACAUGAUCGCUGAUAGCGGUGACUACCGCCGAGGAUGCGCUUUGGCUGCAACAAGAUCUCUCGAAAGGGGUAUAUACACAGUUGUUUGCUCAACCUUCGCCCCAGACCAGCUCGGUCGCUUCACACUCUGGAUAUCGUCUGAUAUUCCUUGCGUGGUACAACCACUGGCUUCGGAAUCUGCCGGUCGCCGGGUCACAUUGUCUAAGGUCGGGGUGCUCCUUCCGGGAAAAGACCGGAUGAUGGCGUCACUACAAGUCUCUCGUCUGACGCGGAUCAAGCUCAUUGCAAGGAACAAAAAAUCUACGAUCGAGUCUAGGUCAGUUGCGCCUUCGCCUGUAUUGAUGACCGUGGAACGUGGACAAGGACCUUAUAAAGAAAUCCUUGCCGCCUCAGAAGACGGUACUCAUUGCGACGCUGCUUCAGGCGUUCGUAUUGAUGACUUUGAUUUACCCGACUCCCCGACCAGGGUGUGGAUUGUCAUUGAGAGGGUCGGAGGACCCGGAGGCCAGGUGGAAGACCAAUUUGAGGUCGAGGCGCUUGCUGAGGAGCGAGUGGAGAUUGGCGAAUGGGUGGUAGAAGAUGCUUAA
This is a messenger RNA of Penicillium pulvis, 2541 nucleotides long. Its product is annotated as calpain-like protease PalBory. Gene Ontology annotation, biological process: proteolysis. The transcript has 4 exons. The record is from RefSeq and is a predicted model, not a curated record. NCBI's taxonomy places the organism in Eukaryota, Fungi, Ascomycota, Eurotiomycetes, Eurotiales, Aspergillaceae. Bases 1 to 2541 code for a protein of 846 amino acids. Gene Ontology annotation, molecular function: calcium-dependent cysteine-type endopeptidase activity.